Lepisosteus oculatus (spotted gar) is the source of this 1837-nucleotide messenger RNA. RefSeq names its product VPS37A subunit of ESCRT-I (gene vps37a). Lineage: Eukaryota; Metazoa; Chordata; Actinopteri; Semionotiformes; Lepisosteidae. The record is from RefSeq and is a predicted model, not a curated record. Gene Ontology annotation, cellular component: ESCRT I complex. Gene Ontology annotation, biological process: protein targeting to membrane; protein targeting to vacuole; ubiquitin-dependent protein catabolic process via the multivesicular body sorting pathway.
CAGUCAACACAACCGCAGCACUGCCUGCAAGCUCGGGGCUAGUGUUCUUCCUAAUUUUUGUUUUUUUGUAGCGUAUGUGGUUUUCAGUGGGCUUUGCGCUGGGGUGACAGUGCGAAACUGAGAAACAUGCUUUCGCAGGCGACGUAGAUUGAGCGACCAUCCUCGCGUUUAGACAUGUUCAAGCUCAAGACGUGCGUUUAAGUCCGGUGCGGUUUGACUUUUUGUUGUUGUUGUUGUUGUUGUUGUUGUCGGGGCUUGGCGUCUCAGUCCCUGCCGUAUCUCCAGUUUCGACUGUUGAGCGACUAAGUAGCCGUCGAGUUCAGCUCCUGCCCCGAUUAAAGGAGGAUGAACUGGAUUUUCCCCUUGUCCAAGGGAUCUGGACCGCUUCCACCUCUGAACAGUUUACAGCAGCAGAGGCAGAGGCAAAUCGAGUCGCUCAAAGCUGCCCACUCCAACCUAGCAGAGAUCCAGAAAGAUGUGGAAUACAGAAUACCCUUCACAGUCAACAACACAACUAUCAGCCUUAACAUUUUGCUUCCACCCCAGUUUCCCCAAGAGAAGCCGACUGUCAGUGUUUUCCCCUGUGUGAGGCAUCACCUGGUAGACAGCCAAAAUGGCACAAUCAUAACCAGCCCCCUCAUAACCAAUUUUGGAAUGCACUCAGAUCUGGGUAAAGUCAUACAGAGCCUCUUGGAUGAGUUUUGGAAGAAUCCGCCUGCCCUGGCAUCUGGUUCUGCCAGUUUUCCCUUCCUCUACAACAAGCCCUCCGGAAUGGCGCCCUACCCUCCCCAGGGCUUUCACUUCAUGCCCGCGUUCCCUCCCCAGGACGCCCCUCGGGUGCCGGGCGCGGACUCUGUCCCCGCGCUGCCCCCAGCGUUCGGCACCCCCAGGCCCGCGGCGCCCGCCUACGGCCUCAUCGCCGACCUGCCCCUGCCCGUCCCCACAGCCGACUCACAGGCAGGACUGAAUGGCCACACUUACAAGAUGCCUGAAAUUCCUGAAACAUUUCCAGAGUUGACCGAGUUGAGCAUAGCUCAGCUGAAAGACCUGAGCGAUCAGGAGGACCUAUUGCUGCAGCAUUUCAUACGCCUUCCCCAGCUGAAACAGGUCACUUCAGACAAGGACGAUCUUGUCCAGAAUAUCAUUGACAUGGCAAAAAAGAAUUUGCAGUUGGAGCCACAGUUGGAAGGGAAAAGGCAGGAAAUGUUGUACAAAUAUGAACUGUUGAACCAGCUGAAAUCUGCCUUUGAGACAAAGAUGCAGAGGCAGCAUGAACUGAGCGAGAGCUGCAGCUUGAGCGCCCUGCAGGCCAGGCUGAAAGUCGCAGCUCACCAAGCGGAGGAGGAGUCGGAGGUCGUUGCCGAGGAGUUCCUAGAGGGCAAGACGGACAUUGACGACUUCCUCACCAACUUCAUGGAGAAACGGACUCUUUGUCACUGUAGAAGAGCCAAAGAGGAAAAGCUCCAGCAGUCAAUAAACACCCACGGACAGUUUCAUGCAGCACUUUAGGCUGUUUUUUUUCUUUUUAAGGUCUUGACUUGUUGAACUACCAGCACAGCUCAGAGCAGGAUGAAAAAGCACAUCUUGUUUUCAUAGAAAUCCAGAACUGAAGAUGCACCGUGUUUUGUGUUAUUAAUUGUAUCAGAACUAGAAAGAAAUUGAACUAACCACACUGUCAAGCAUUUUGCAGAUCAUAAAAUUUACUUGAACUAUGUUAUUGCUGCCCUUGUACUUAAGAAAAAUACUGUAUUUAAAUAAUGUUAAUAAUAGACUUUAUUAUAAUCAGAUGUAUUUUAUGUUAUUUAAUUUGUUAAGUAAUAAACCUUUAGAUCAUGCA